AGGCGAAAAACGCGCGAAAAGUAUGUCCUCACGCAGUUCGAGCAAUUAUUCAACAAGGACGCACUUCCUAAUUUAGGAUAACUACAUCCAAUCGCAAAAAAAUAAAUCUCCAGUUUGAGUUUCCAACCCGAAGCUUUCAGCAUCUUUUUCUGCUUGUCAAGAUCGGUGUUAACUCUCAAAAUCAGUCGAUAGUAUCGUAACCAGGAGGUUCGGGCGCCCUAACCUCUCUUCGUUCCUCUAAAAACCAAAACAAGAGGCAACCUGUCAAGAUGAUAAUCCUCUUUUCAAAAAUUAUAAGCUGCUCCUCUGAACAUCCAGACUUCCCAGCCUCGAACCUUCUGAAGAACCCUCCACCAGAAUUUUCGAAUUCCUGUUAACAGGACCCUGGAAGUGCGAGAAGCCGGGCGUACUCCUCACUAACCUGAUCUUCAAAUUCUCCGAGGAGAUGUGCAUAACGGGCCUGGAUAUUUCCAAUUACCGUUCGUGCAUAGUAAUAGUGACAGCCUCCACCGAGUCCGACCCAGACACCUGGAUUCCCAUUAUCAAUCACCAGUUUCUCAGCCACGAUGAGGCAGCCAACAAUAAAUUCCGAGACCAAGUUCAGCUCUUCACAAAGAAAGAGCUCAACACCGAGACAUUAAAGGUGAAAUUCAGCAGGGCGAAGGUCACUUGUAUGCAGUCAGCGAACACCAAAACCCUGUUCGGCCUGUCCUCCAUAAUCCUGAGGGGUGAGGCUCCCCUGCCCCUGGAUGUCAACGUCCUGGGGAGGUUCAGACUAAAAACAACGGACCCCGAGAAGCCUAAGAAUGACUUCAAAGCGAAAUUCCUGAGACUGUUCCCCGAGAAGCAAAAAGAUUACAGAGAACAGAUCAAGGAGACGAUCAAACAGAAUGGAAUUGACGAUUUUAACAAGCGGCAGGAGGAAGGUGGAACCGUCAAGAAGAGACCCCUGCUGGAGAAGCUGGAGGCUGGUAAGGGUGAGGAGGUCUUCGGGAAAAAAAAUUCCAAGGACGAGGAGACGAGGGAAGUAAGACGAACGCCAUUUGGGGACAUUAUUCCAGAAAAAGAUAAUUCCAACAGGAAGGGAAAGGAUACGCCAAGAAGACGCAGUAGCAUCGUUCCUGAUAACGAUGGCGAAGUGGAGAGGAAGACGAAGGAGAAGGAUGAGGAAAAUAAUUCAGACAAGAAGAUGAAAAAUUCUGAGAGGGCUGGCCCCUCUAAACGACGAUCGCACUUCGUUGAUUCUGAUUCAGACGAGGAUGACGAGAAAAAUGUUGAAAAGAAGACCGUCAAUGGAAAGAAAGCGACGAGUGGAAAUGACACUACUGCCUCGUCCCCUGGAAAAUGCUCGGUUUGUACUGAUAGAGUUCAGGACAGACCCUGUCAAAAUUGCGGUCGACUUCCAAAACAAAAAGCUGUGAAAACUCCGCAAGUGAAGAAGCCGCGGGUCGAGGCAAAUCGUAAAAAAGAGUUCACCAAGCUGAUGGAGGACAUCCGCUUCUCCUUGAGUGGAUAUGUUAAUCCUCAGAGAGAUGAGAUCAGGAGGAAGGGGCUCAAAAUGGGGGCUCGAUAUGUUGCUAAUCCCAAUGUCACAAAUGAUAGGUGUACACAUCUGAUAUGCGCCUUCAGGAAUACUCCCAAGUCACAGCAGUUGAAGGGCCAUGCGAAGAUCCUGUCUCAUCUGUUCAUUGAGGAGGCUUUUGAUAAUAAAAAAAGAUUUCCCUGGAGGCGUUAUGCAAUCGACAGAUCUGAACAAACGCAGCCAGAAAGUGAGGAAGAAGUCGAGGGAACAGACUCCCCCAUACCUCUACCAAGUCCAUAUGAACAACAGACUGAUUCCGAGUCCGAGGAGGACUACUGAACCUCCAAAACAAUUCGUUACUCAUCAUUCAACGGAAAUUGCGAACUGGUUUCACUUGUACAUAUCCAGAAUGAAAUCGUUCUGCAUCGUCCUUCAUGCAACGGAACAUUAUUUAUAAAUAUAUUUGUAAAAGAAACACUGUUAUUUCUAUAUUUUUCAUUAAAAAAUAGACUUCGCCCAAGGAAA
Diachasmimorpha longicaudata is the source of this 2047-nucleotide messenger RNA. RefSeq names its product DNA repair protein XRCC1-like (gene XRCC1). Gene Ontology annotation, biological process: single strand break repair; base-excision repair. The record is from RefSeq and is a predicted model, not a curated record. Lineage: Eukaryota; Metazoa; Arthropoda; Insecta; Hymenoptera; Braconidae. The transcript is spliced from 3 exons. Gene Ontology annotation, molecular function: damaged DNA binding. Bases 446 to 1861 code for a protein of 471 amino acids. Gene Ontology annotation, cellular component: nucleus.